Pseudophryne corroboree (corroboree frog) is the source of this 2547-nucleotide messenger RNA. RefSeq names its product proline rich and Gla domain 4 (gene PRRG4). The record is from RefSeq and is a predicted model, not a curated record. Gene Ontology annotation, cellular component: extracellular region; plasma membrane. Bases 168 to 887 code for a protein of 239 amino acids. NCBI's taxonomy places the organism in Eukaryota, Metazoa, Chordata, Amphibia, Anura, Myobatrachidae. Gene Ontology annotation, molecular function: calcium ion binding. The transcript is spliced from 6 exons.
CACAGGCUCUAUAACAGCGUUACAUAUACAGACUCUAACAGGCUAGCCCUGAACAUACACUGCUGCUACAGUCUCAUUAUAGUACAGUGUUCUGCUAGGACCUCUUUACUGCUCAGGAACUGUAUCAUUAGAACAAACUCAGUAGACCACAAGAUUCUUGGGUACUGAUGAAUCUAUUCAACAAUGGUUAUCUGGCUCCAGCAUUAAGAUACCAAACAUUUGUUCCACAUUUGCUCCUGGUCUGCCAGCUGAUAACUGCAGUGUUUGGCUAUCCACAUUGUGUAAGACAUUUACUGGGAUCCAAGCAGCAUAAAGAAGUUUUUAGGAAUGGAGAAGCUGCCAGCAGCUUCUUGGGACGUCGGCUUCUGUACAACCAGUUUGAUUUUGAGAUGUUCGUCCCUGGGAACCUGGAGAGAGAGUGCUAUGAGGAACGGUGCAACUAUGAGGAAGCAAGGGAAAUAUUCGAAGAUCAUGAUGCAACGUUGGCAUUCUGGAAAGAAUAUUCAAAGGAUACAACCUCAAGUCAAGGUCAUAGAGUUGACGUGGUCGGACUGCUCACUGGUCUAAUUUCUGCUGGGACGUUUUUGGUUAUAUUUGGACUCCUUGGUUACUAUUGGUACAUAGUCCAUUGUGAUCCAAGAAGACACAGCCAAAUUCCAGAAGAAGACCACGAGUGCAGGAGUACCUCUGUCAGAUCUAGAAGAGAAGAGCUUCUCCCGAUGGAGCCACUUGCUCCACCACCUGCAGAAAUCGGACCACCCACCUAUGAGCAGGCCGUGGCAAUGAAUGUCGAUCAUGAGGUUCCUCCACCCCCUUAUCCUGAGGCUGUGGUAGACUCAAAACUCUACAGAAAGUCUUUAUCUAUUCCCGCUUCACAAGUUUUUUGAAUUGGUAUCCUGCUCCUUGAAAAGUUGGUGAUAUAUAAUCAACGCUAUAGAACUCAGUGCCCUAGAAGGGCUGGAAAGGGCUGGACAGGUGUACGUUGGCUCUUUACACGCAAGAUAAACGUUGGUGCUCCAACCACAGGCACCAAGUUAAACCACCGAAACAAAUGUGGGUUCAUGGUCAGUAGUGAAAGUCGCCAUUUCUAUAGACCGCCUGGAAAAUCGGAUGGGAAGGCAAAAAUGUAGGAUUAUUUACAUUACGAGCAGAACAGGAUCUGUGCACUAAUUUUAUAAACUGACAUUUAUCAUUUUGAGACUGGAAAAAAAAAAAAAAAGAAAAAAUAUGUAAGUGGCUCUAAAUGAAUAAUAUGCACAACUACCGGCAUAAAUCCUGGAAUGGGAAAAAUUACGCGUCAGUAGGCAGAGUCAUUACAGUGAGUACAGUACUCCAUGACAGAUGGGGGCACUUAUUGUACAGCGCUACAGAGAAGCAUGGCGCUAUAGCAAUAAAUUAUUACAGCAUACUGCAAACAGGAGUGUCUUGCUUUCCUCAAAUGUUUAUUUUCUUUGUUUGCAGGUAAGUAUAGAAGCAAAACCAAGGUAAACACUAUAAUUUCUUGUAGAUUUUUCCUUUAAAAAAGCAGCAAACAUAACUAAGAAGAUUGUGUAUUGAUUUAGCAUUUGCUGCUUGACAACUGGAAAAUUGGAUGGCAGCCUUUCUUGUUAUUUAGGAUAAGAAAUAGAACUUGUAGUGCUAGAUUUUGUUUUAGCCUUUUUCCAACUAGAGUCUAGACUGGGAUCUCUCUGCAUGUUGUGGUUUUAUCUGCAUUUAUCUUGUUUACCUUGUAUGUCCCUGUUUUAUAUACAGUAUGUCAGGUAUAUCCCACUGUCUGGGGCUGUGUAGCACUGCAGCACCUUACAAUGAAAUAACAACAACAGUAAUGAAACUUAUAGAGAAGGGCAUUAGCAUUGUCCAGUGGGAGGAAUUGAGUGGAUUGGGUGACAUUCCUUGCCGGGUAUAGAUUAGGAGCACUAAUGUCUAAUUUUGUAAUUAAGUGGAAAAUCAGUAUUCAUUUUGUGGGGUGGGAUUAUUAACACCUUCACUUUUCUAAUGCCUGUGUUGAGCCCAUUUUGUAUGCUUGUGCUUCUCACAUUCCAAUAUCAGUAACUCAUUUUUCAUGCUCUCCCCAAACAAAUGACAUUUUUUUUCCUCAGAAAACAUGGAUUAUUUUUUUUGUUCCAUUUUAUCCUCUCCCGGUAAUUUUAUGGAUGAGUAGCCCAAGGCUACAAUGGCUAAUGCAGUGGUUUCCAAACUUUUUUGAAUCACGGCACCCUAGAAUAUCAGAAUUUUUUUCACGGUACCCCUAGGCCAAAAAUUACUUAUUGAGAAAUUUAGAAAGAAAAUACGAUUUUAAACCUACCGGUAAAUCUUUUUCUCCUAGUCCGUAGAGGACGCUGGGGACUCCGUAAGGACCAUGGGGAUAGACAGGCUCCGCAGGAGACAUGGGCACUAAAAAGAACUUUAGAUAUUGGUGUGCACUGGCUCCUCCCUCUAUGCCCCUCCUCCAGACAGGGCCGGUUCAAGGGCGCAGAGCGCCCCGGGCAGGAAAGGGGCGUGGUCUAAUACAGGGGGCGUGGUGAGUCACGCCCCCUGUACAUUGAA